AUGGAAACAGAAAUCACUUUAGAGAGUCUUCCUGCGGUUUUGGAACGGGAUACGCGGGUGAAACUCGCCGGAAUCGAUGCAGAUGGCAUCCUUCGCGGCAAGCUCGUGUCAAAGAAGAAGUUUCUCUCAGUCGCGCAAAAUGGAUUCGGAUUCUGCUCCGUUAUAUUUGGGUGGGACAUGCAUGACCAGACAUAUUUCAAAGACCUGGGAAUUAGCAACAAGGAGAACGGAUACAGGGAUAUGGUAGCAGUUCCGGAUCUGAGCAGUUUCCGACGAAUACCAUGGGAAGAUAAUGUGCCGUUCUUUCUAGUCAGCUUUUUCGACCCCGAUACCCACGCUCCAAUAUCUGCUUGCCCGCGAGGGUUACUGAGGACAGCUGCUGAGAAAAUAGAGAAACUGGGCUAUAGAGCCAUGGUUGGCGCGGAAUAUGAAUUUCACCAAUAUCGCGCUCCGUCGACCUCCCCGGGGGGUUUCGAACGAAACUCCUCAGCAACCGCAGCGUUUCUCAAGGAGAACCCUGUCACUGCGCUCCAACCAUUGACGGAAGGAAUGUUCGGUUAUAGUCUUACAAGGACCGUGCAUAAUCAAGAGUAUUUCUAUGCUAUUUUCAACAUGUGUCAGGCCUUCCAGUGUGACAUCGAAAGCUGGCAUACUGAAAGUGGUCCGGGAGUAUUUGAAGCCGCCCUUGAGUUUGGUGAAAUCAAGGAAAUAGCUGAUCGGGCGGGAUUAUUCAAAUACGUCGUGAAAUCUAUCGGCAGCAAGUACGGAAUCACGCCAGUUUUCAUGGCUAAACCACGACAAGGAAUACCGGGAAACAGUGGACAUAUGCAUUUCUCCAUUGUUUCAAAGACAGGGGAGAAUAUAUUUAGCCGCGAAACGCCCGAUCCCUCACCCCCAUAUCCAGAUGUGGCCUACCUCUCCGACGUGGGAAGGCACUUCCUCGCCGGUAUCCUCGAUGGACUUCCCGAUAUCAUGCCUAUCUUCGCCCCAACCAUAAAUUCCUACAAGCGUCUAGUCGAAAACUUCUGGGCCCCCGUCACCGUUUCAUGGGGUCUGGAGCACCGAGCAGCAUCCAUCCGUGUAAUCGCGCCGCCAACGUCGAAGCCCAAGGCAACCCGUCUGGAGGUACGGGUCCCCGGCGCAGAUGCGAAUCCGCACUACGUCCUUGCCGCGAUUCUGGAGCUGGGAUGGAGGGGGGUGGUAAAGAAGCUUGCCUUACCUGUUCCGCCGCUGCCUAAGGGUGAGGAUGUAGGCGGCUCAACUGACCAGGGAAUACGGUUGGCGAAAACUCUCAAGGAAGCAGUGGCUACUUUCAUGCGAGAGGGCAGUGUGGCGAGGGAGGUGUUUGGGGAUGCAUUUGUAGACCACUUUGGGGGAACGAGAGAGCAUGAGAUUUGCUUGUGGGAGGAGGCUGUGACAGAUUGGUAA
Molecule: messenger RNA, 1428 nt
Organism: Paracoccidioides brasiliensis Pb18
Exons: 4
Coding region: 1-1428 (475 amino acids)
Molecular function (GO): glutamine synthetase activity
Source: RefSeq, a predicted model, not a curated record